Molecule: messenger RNA, 876 nt
Organism: Henningerozyma blattae CBS 6284
Lineage: Eukaryota; Fungi; Ascomycota; Saccharomycetes; Saccharomycetales; Saccharomycetaceae
Gene: YAP7
Product: Yap7p
Exons: 1
Coding region: 1-876 (291 amino acids)
Cellular component (GO): RNA polymerase II transcription regulator complex
Molecular function (GO): transcription cis-regulatory region binding; DNA-binding transcription activator activity, RNA polymerase II-specific
Source: RefSeq, a predicted model, not a curated record
AUGAGAGAGAUUUAUCCUAAAUUACAAUCUAAAGAUGAUGUUGAAUCUUUAAGAGCUAUGUCUAGCACAAUAUUAAUUAAAAAUUGGGACCUGCCUCCCAGGAAUGCAUCUAAAAAGAAAUCAAAAAUGAAAUCAAAUAACUCAUCACCAUCAGAUCAAAAUAAUACAGCACUUGAUUCUGAAAAAAAAAAACAAAGAAAUAGGGAUGCUCAAAGAGCUUUUAGAGAAAGAAAUGCUAAUCGUGUAACUCAACUGGAACAAACGGUGGAGAGUUUACAAAAUUUAGUACUUAAAUGGCAAACGAUGUUUCACAAUAUAGACUCAGAAUUAAAAAAUUCCAAAUCUAUGCUAGAAUCUACCUUAAAGGAGAAUAUUAGAUGCAAAGAUAAGAUUAAAGAAUUAGAAUUAGCAUUAAAGGAAUCUCCCGCUACUAAGGACAAUUAUUCAUUAAAUGAAAUUGAUUUUUCUGAAAUUUAUGCUAUAAAGAAAGCUAAUAAACCAAAGAAAGGCAGGAUUCAGAAAAAAGAUAUUCCUAUAACCCAACUUAAUUUAAAAUCACUUUUAAGUGAAAUAAAACCAAUGAAAGCUGUUCCUCUACCUACAUCUAAAAUUUUGAAACAAGAUAAUAAUACGUCUAAUAUGGCUGAUGAAUAUAUACAGCCAAAAACAAUCCAAUUUGAUUCUGCUACUGUUUCAUGUGGAUUUUGCACAGAUUCGAGUACCUGUGUCUGUAGAGAAUUUGAAAAAGAUACAAUUCAAACAAACGACGUAAUAGAACCAUGUGUCGGAGAAAAAUGUUCCUCGAACCCAGAAACAUGCACUAAAUGUGAUGACAUUGAAGCAACAUGUAUACGGCCCAUAGAUAAGGAAACUUAG